Messenger RNA from Gossypium raimondii (Peruvian cotton), 924 nucleotides. RefSeq lists its product as uncharacterized. The transcript has a single exon. Gene Ontology annotation, molecular function: nucleic acid binding; RNA-DNA hybrid ribonuclease activity. NCBI's taxonomy places the organism in Eukaryota, Viridiplantae, Streptophyta, Magnoliopsida, Malvales, Malvaceae. The record is from RefSeq and is a predicted model, not a curated record. Bases 1 to 924 code for a protein of 307 amino acids.
AUGUGGCGAGCUUUAAGAGACUUCUUGCCAACAGACCAAGUGCUCUUUAAUCGGAGGAUUAGAACUUCUGCAAUUUGUCCUCGGUGUAAUACGGCUUCAGAGUCUUUUCUACAUGUGGUUGUAGAAUGUAAUAGUGUCAAAGAAAUAUGGACUGGGAUAGGUAUUUCCUGGGGUAGUAAUCUGAAUUUGGAGACUUUUUGGCAAUGGUUUUUUCACCUAGUCCAACAUAAGGAAGAGAGGAUCUGGGAAAAGGUUAUCAUAGCGAUUUGGGCAAUCUGGUGGGCUCGUAACAAACAAGUGAUGGAAGGUAUUUCAACAACAAAGCAGAAUUCAAUAGCAAAAAUCUUAAGUAUGGUUGAUGAAUUGAGAGUGUUAAAUGAGAAAUUACCUGUAGUGAAGGCGGUGGGUUCAGACUGUUGGAGACCUCCUCAAGUUUCGUGGGUUAAACUGAAUUUUGAUGCAGCCUACAAAAGCCAAACGAAGAGUUCAUGUUCGGGUUUUAUUAUUAGAAAUGAAAGAGGAAAGGUAAUUGGAAGUGGAGUUACUCACCAUGGCAAUAUCUUAGAUGCGUUCUUGGCAGAAGCUAUAGCCUGCUUUCAAAGGCUUCUUUUUGCUAAAGAGACCGGGUUUACCAAAGUGGAGGUAGAAGGGGACUCUAGGACGGUAAUUGAGAAAAUCAACCAGGAAGGUUUUGAUCGAGCAUAUUUGGAUUCUGUCAUUACAGAUAUCAAAUCAAUUGGGAGGACUUUUCAUCGAAUUAGAUUCAAACAUGCAAGAAGGGAAGCUAAUCGGGUGGCGCAUUUUAUUGCAAGGGAGGGGAAUAGCAAAUCGGAAAAUACCUUUUGGAUGGAGGACAUCUCGACGGCGGUGAGAGACAUGGUGAUUGCAGAGGAGACGAGAGAUACUUCCCAAACAAAUGACUGA